AUGGCGCCGGGGCUCACGAUCCAGGGCAGCACCUCCGAGGCCCUCGCGCAGGCGCUCGCGGUGGGCAUCGUGGCCCGACGCCGGCGCGAUGUUGCCAUGCAGGCCCUUGAAUCGCGAUGUAAUGAGCUCGACCAGGAGCUGAAACGGCGAUCGGGCAAGCAUGGGGCGGGAGGCCCCGAGGACGUCUGGUGGCAGCUGGGAGCCGAGGACGGGCGGGGGAGCCCGGGCGCCCUCGACCGGCUGGCCGGCCAGGUCACCUGCGCUGCGCUGUGGCAUGCCGCGGCGCAGCGCCUCCCCCCCGCUCCCGCUGCGACCCUGGCGGGGGUGCAGGCGUACCUUUCCGCCAAGGAGUGUGCGCGGUGGAGAGCGGGCAACGCGGCGCCCCUGGCCUGCGCCGCCAGCGUGCUGGAGCGCUCCCCAGUCACUGCCGUCCUGGAGGUAAUGCAGGACGGUCUGGAGCUGGAGGAGCGAGGCGAGGCGGGGUGCGGCGAGGAGUUCAUUGCAGCGGCCCCCCCCGCCGAGGGCUGGGAGGGCGACGCUGGCUCAGCACACUGCGCCGCCCCACCCUACCCGGCCGCACAUCCCAUGCCCGCCUGCGUGUCCUGCCUGUGCGCCCUGCUCGAAUUUGGUCCCGGGGCCGAGGAUGAGGGGGAGGAACGACACGACACCGCUUGCGUCCAGGCCUUUGCGCGCUGGCUGGCGGAGCGCGUCUGCGAGCAGGGGCCGGAAGGCCGGGCGAGCACCCGCCUGCUGGACUGCAUGACCGGCGCGGCGUCUGCGCUGCUGCCGUGCUGCGCCGUGGCGCUGGCCGAGGCGCUGGCGGGCGCGGUGGAGGCCCUGCCGGCGGCGGCGCGGUGCGUGCAGCAGACCAGUGGCGUGCUGGUCCGAGUCCUGCACCAGAUGGGGUGA
This is a messenger RNA of Auxenochlorella protothecoides, 909 nucleotides long. RefSeq lists its product as hypothetical. NCBI's taxonomy places the organism in Eukaryota, Viridiplantae, Chlorophyta, Trebouxiophyceae, Chlorellales, Chlorellaceae. The coding region runs from base 1 to 909 and encodes 302 amino acids. The transcript has 2 exons. The record is from RefSeq and is a predicted model, not a curated record.